AUGUGUGGCGAUACAAACGAGCAGCGAUACGAUAGAUCGUACGGUAUCGUGGUACCGGUCAGGUAUGACGCGUCUCGUCGGGCACAGCUGCCCGUCGCGUCGCCGUCGCCCAUUGGCUCAAACAACCGGUUUUCCCCCCGCGCCGCGCCACCCCUUACAACUAUCAAACGAAUUCUUAUUCAUACCUCGCUGCGACCGUUGCCGUCGUUGAGCGUGCGCUAG
Molecule: messenger RNA, 222 nt
Organism: Leptosia nina
Lineage: Eukaryota; Metazoa; Arthropoda; Insecta; Lepidoptera; Pieridae
Source: the annotation of a GenBank genome assembly